Molecule: messenger RNA, 1930 nt
Organism: Mus pahari (shrew mouse)
Lineage: Eukaryota; Metazoa; Chordata; Mammalia; Rodentia; Muridae
Product: cytochrome P450 4A10-like
Exons: 12
Coding region: 35-1414 (459 amino acids)
Biological process (GO): linoleic acid metabolic process; lauric acid metabolic process; arachidonate metabolic process
Cellular component (GO): intracellular membrane-bounded organelle
Molecular function (GO): alkane 1-monooxygenase activity; iron ion binding; heme binding
Source: RefSeq, a predicted model, not a curated record
GUGAGAGUGAGGACAGUGACAGAGUGGCUGCAUUAUGAGUGUCUCUGCUCUAAGCCCCAUCCGAUUUGCAGGCAGCAUCUCUGGCUUCCUCCAAGUGGCCUCUGUGCUCUGUCUGCUCCUGCUGCUGGUCAAAGCGGUCCAGUUCUACCUGCACAGGAAAUNACUCUUGUCUCCAGUCCAAAAACUAAACAAGAGUCCGACUACCUUAUCUUUCCUCCAACAGCAAUUCAAAGGCGACCGAGAACUACAGGAAGUUGUGUCUUGCAUAGAGAACUUUCCAAGUGCCUUUCCUCGCUGGUUCUGGGGGAGCAAAGCCUACUUAACUAUCUAUGACCCUGACUACAUGAAAGUGAUUCUGGGGCGAUCAGUCAAUGUUUCUCUCCCACCACAGGACAAAUGGGAACGGCUGGCUGGUCAGGACUCCUCUAUAGAGAUCUUUCAACACAUCUCCUUAAUGACCCUAGACACUGUCAUGAAGUGUGCCUUCAGCCACAAGGGCAGUGUUCAAGUGGAUGGAAAUUACAAGACCUACAUCCAGGCCAUUGGGGACUUGAAUAACCUAUUUUACUCCCGUGUGAGGAAUAUCUUCCAUCAGAAUGAUACCAUCUACAAACUUUCUUACAAUGGCCGCUUGUCCAGCCAAGCUUGUCAACUUGCCCAUGAUCACACAGAUGGAGUGAUCAAGCUGAGAAAGGUUCAACUACAGGAUGAGGGAGAGCUAGAAAAGAUCAAGAAGAAGAGACGUUUGGAUUUCCUGGAUGUCCUCUUAUUUGCCAGAAUGGAGAAUGGGGACAGCAUGUCUGACAAGGACCUACGUGCAGAAGUGGACACAUUCAUGUUUGAGGGCCACGACACCACAGCCAGUGGAGUCUCCUGGAUCUUCUAUGCUCUGGCCACCCACCCUGAGCACCAACAGAGAUGUAGAGAGGAAGUUCAGAGCAUCCUGGGGGAUGGAUCCUCCAUCACCUGGGAUCACCUGGACCAGAUUCCCUACACCACCAUGUGCAUCAAAGAGGCCCUAAGGCUUUACCCACCUGUCCCAGGCAUUCUGUUUGAACUUUCAACUCCAAUCAUCUUCUCUCAUAUUCCUAUCUGCCCCACAGGUGUCCAGGUCACACUCUCCAUUUAUUGUCUCCACCACAACCCGAAGGUGUGGCCAAACCCAGAGGUGUUUGACCCUUCCAGGUUUGCACCAGACUCUCCCCGACACAGCCACUCAUUCCUGCCCUUCUCAGGAGGAGCCAGGAACUGCAUUGGCAAACAAUUUGCUAUGAGUGAGCUGAAGGUGAUUGUGGCCCUGACACUUCUCCGCUUUGAGCUACUGCCAGAUCCUACCAGGGUCCCUGUGCCCUUAGCACGACUUGUGCUGAAGUCCAAAAAUGGGAUCUACCUACAUCUCAAGAAGCUCCACUAAUUCUGUCGUGGAGCUCCAGUGUCUGAUAUGAGGUUCACUGGCAGAAAGCUAAGCUGUUGGUAUGACCAACCUUCUUCAGAGGAGUACCCCAGAGAGUCCUCUCCUCCUCUGUUCAGAAUAGAUCAUCAUUCCUUGGCACUGGAAUAUUCCCCUGCUUCAAAGCCAGCACCCUCCUCAUCCCCUCUCUUCUAAUGUCCUUCCCUUUUACAAAUGCUUAUGACAUCAUCAAGACGCCUAAAAACUCCAAGAUAAUUUUCACAUCUAAAUGUAUCUUAUUUGAUCUAACUGACUAAGUCCCUUUUGAAUUAUGAGGAAUUAUUCAAUUUGUACCAUGGGCUCCAAAACUCAAGGCCUGAACAUCAUUUUGAAGCCAUUAUUCAGCCUAGUAUUAUCUUCACAUGANUGUUACCUAAUNCNUUCAUCUAAAUCUCCCCUGAAUAGNCUCUCUCUACAUGACUAUUCNUCACACUAGUUUCUCCAUCUUCCCUCCUUUCUGAAAUAAAGUUCCCAGUGUCA